CGCGGGGCUAUGAGGCCGUAGGGCCCGCGGGCCGGAGCAGCCUUCCGCCGCCAGCAUGUUCGGCCGCUCCCGCAGCUGGGUGGGCGGCGGGCACGGAAAGGGCGCCCGCAGCAUCCACUCCUUGGACCACCUCAAGUACAUGUAUCACAUUUUGACUAAAAAUACAACAGUAACAGAUCACAACCGCAACCUGCUGGUGGAGACCAUUCGUUCCAUAACAGAGAUCCUCAUCUGGGGGGAUCAGAAUGACAGCUCAGUGUUUGACUUUUUCUUGGAGAAGAAUAUGUUUGUGUUCUUCCUGAACAUCCUGCGUCAGAAGUCUGGUCGUUAUGUGUGUGUGCAGCUGCUGCAGACUCUGAACAUCCUUUUUGAAAACAUCAGCCACGAAACAUCCCUGUAUUACCUGCUCUCUAAUAACUACGUGAAUUCUAUCAUUGUCCACAAAUUUGACUUUUCUGAUGAGGAGAUCAUGGCCUAUUACAUAUCAUUUUUGAAAACUCUUUCUCUGAAACUCAAUAAUCAUACUGUACAUUUCUUUUAUAACGAGCACACUAACGACUUUGCUUUGUACACUGAAGCUAUUAAAUUUUUUAACCACCCCGAAAGCAUGGUCAGGAUUGCUGUUAGGACUAUAACUUUAAAUGUCUACAAAGUGGACAACCAGCCCAUGCUGCAUUACAUUCGAGAUAAAACUGCAGUUCCUUAUUUCUCCAACCUCGUCUGGUUUAUUGGCAGCCACGUGAUAGAACUGGAUAACUGCGUGCAGACUGAUGAAGAGCACAGAAAUAGGGGCAAACUGAGUGACCUGGUAGCAGAACAUCUUGAUCAUUUGCAUUACCUUAAUGAUAUCCUUAUCAUUAACUGUGAAUUUUUAAACGAUGUGCUGACAGACCACCUACUUAAUAGGCUCUUUCUUCCCCUCUACGUGUAUUCAUUAGUAAAUCAAGACGAGGGUGGAGACCGUCCAAAAAUAAGUCUGCAGGUUUCUCUCUAUCUUCUUUCUCAAGUUUUUCUGAUUAUACAUUAUGCUCCUUUGGUGAACUCCUUGGCUGAGGUUAUACUCAAUGGGGACCUCUCAGUGUUUUCUUCUAAGGUUGAGCAAGAUAUACAGAAAAACUCAGCAAAGUCAAGUAUCAGAUGUUUCAUAAAACCCACAGAAACACUUGAGAGGUCUCUUGAAAUUAACAAACAGAAAGGGAAGAAGAGGAUGCAGAAAAGACCCAACUAUAAAAAUGUUGGUGAAGAAGAUGAAGAUGAGAGAGGAUCUGAAGAUAACCAAGAUGACCUUGAUAAAAGUAAAGGCACAGAAACAACUUCAAAGGGCAUAAGAACAAACACUGAAAAUGAAGAAAUAGAAAUGGUAAUCAUGGAGAGAUGUAAGCUGUCAGAGCUGUCUAUCUCUGCUGUGACUGAGCAGAAUACAACAGAUGAAGAAAAGAGUGCAGCUGCUUCUGGGAGUGAGAUAACAAACUGGAACAGGCCUUUCCUUGAUAUGGUCUAUAAUGCACUGGACUGUCCUGAAGAUGAUUACUAUGCCCUCUUUGUCCUCUGUCUUUUAUAUGCAAUGUCACACAACAAAGGACUUGACUCUGUCAAGCUGGAAAGAAUUCAACUUCCAGCUCAACAUGCUGAAGAGAGAAAUUCAUAUAAUCAUGUCCUUGCAGAAAGGCUCAUCAGGAUAAUGAAUUAUGCUGCACAACCAGAUGGAAAAAUUCGGUUAGCAACUUUAGAACUUGGCUGCCUGUUGCUGAAGCAGCUUGUGUUUUCUAAAAAUGGCAGGAUCAUAAAAAGUGUUCACCUUGAUUGUCUUGAGGGUGCAAGGGAGGAAAGUGUUCAUCUCCUUCGUCGUUUCUAUAAGGGAGAAGAAAUCUUUCUGGAUAUGUUUGAAGAUGAAUACCGGAGUAUGACAAUGAAACCUAUGAAUGUGGAAUACUUGAUGAUGGAUGCCUCGAUCUUGCUACCCCCAACGGGGACACCACUGACUGGGAUUGAUUUUGUGAAAAGGUUGCCUUGUGGAGAUGUGGAAAGAACACGAAGAGCAAUCAGAGUUUUCUUUAUGCUCCGUUCACUGUCACUGCACUUGCAAGGUGAGCUGGAAACUCAGCUACCACUCACGAGGGAGGGAGAUCUGAUAAAGGCAGAUGAUGUUCUGGAUUUGAAUAACAGCGAUCUGAUUGCUUGUACAGUCAUAACAAAGGAUGGGGGUCAAGUUCAAAGAUUCCUGGCUGUGGACAUUUACCAGAUGAGUUUGGUUGAACCAGAUAUUGCCAGACUUGGAUGGGGAGUAGUUAAGUUUGCAGGCCUUCUGCAGGAUAUGCAGGUGACUGGAGUCGAGGAUGACAGCAGAGCCCUGAACAUAAUAAUUCACAAGCCCGCCUCGAGCCCUCAUUCGAAGCCCUUCCCCAUCCUGCAGGCCACGUUUAUUUUUGCGGAUCACAUUCGCUGCAUCAUUGCCAAGCAGCGCCUGGCCAAAGGCCGGAUCCAGGCUCGGCGCACCAAGAUGCAGAGGAUAGCAGCUCUCCUGGAUCUUCCUGUUCAGCCUUCGACUGAAGUUAUGGGUUUUGGACACAGCUCUGGAGCUGCAGCCCAGCACCUCCCAUUUAGAUUCUAUGACCAAUCCCGGCGUGGGAGCAGUGACCCCACAGUGCAGCGCUCUGUCUUUGCCUCCGUUGACAAAGUCCCAGGCUUUGCUGUAGCCCAGUGCAUAAAUCAGCACAAUCCAUCCCCACUCUCGUCACCAUCCCCUUCCAGUGGCAGUGGCAGUACAGGGCGCUGUGAUUCAGUGACUGCAAGCUCGACAUCCACUCCUUCUGCUGCUCAGAGCCCAGCAGGUCUGGCAGGAAAGGACGCCGGCGGGUGUUUAGUCUGUCGGAGGCUGACAGUCACGGUGGACACUGGGUUUAGGCCUUCCAGCAGCAGCUGCAGCAGAAACUCCCGCAAUACCCACUCAGAUGAUGCUUCAGCUCCAGAGCAGCCUCUGAUGGCCAGUUCCAGUCAGACGAUGUUGGCUGAUGAAACUCUUUCAGCUGUUUCAAAGUCCAGCAAAAGUGCUGUAAAAACCAAUGACAUGGAAACAGCCAACCUGUCUCCCAGCCUGAUUCCUGCACAGCAGCCCACAAUAUCCUUAAUCACAGACGACAACACGGACACGCUGAGCGUGGAGUCGCUCACGCUGGUGCCACCAGUUGAUCCACACAGCAUUCGAACAUUCAGCUGCAUCCCUCAGGCCUCCCUGCAGUCUGAAGAUGAAGUGGACAAGGUGAAAGAGGUAGAGGAAGAAUGUUCUGACUAAAACCGCCGUGCAGACUGUAAUAAACAGUGAAGGAAGUGCAACCAAAUUGUGAUUUGUUUUUUCCCUGGGAGCGCAGAUCCUUCUGGAGGCCUGAGGCCACGGGUCCACAAGAAGGGACCAACUGGUGACAGAGAAUGUCAGCAGCUUCUAGAGCCAACAUCGGCUACUCGGCAUAUCUGAACUGGAAAAGAGAGAAAAGAACCCAACUUUGGAAUCUGGACUGCUUCUUUCCUACCCGUUUCUGUUAUACAAGAACAUGAACGUAUUUCAGAGGACCUACUGUCUUUCUAACAGAAACUAAUUAAUUGUAAAAGGUCUACAGUAUUAUGGCAAAGUGAAGAGAUUUUUGGAUACCCACAAUCAUGGUACUGCAUUAUCACGUCUCUGAAACGAGAGACGUGCCAUUGACCAGAAAAAAUGAUAUAUUGUAGGACAGAGGUAAAACUUCCAUUUGAGUCAGGGUGUGUUUUUUCAGUUUGGUAUUUGGUUUGGGUUUUUUUUUUUGUGGAGGAGGGGUUUUGGGCUUUUAUUUGGGGGUUUUUAGUUGGUCUUUUUUGUUUUUUAAUCCUGAUCUUUUUCAUCUUUUGGAGGUCUGCACAAUACCAGCAGGCUUGGCCACAUUCAGUAUUAUCUUUGUAGGACUCCAGGCUUAAAUGUUAUGUUUUCCAUAUGUAAUAUUUAUUGCAAGUUUUGAUUCCAAGUUAAAAUACAAUGCUUGUCCAAAUUAGCAUAAGGGAUUUUUGAGACUACUUUAAUCUUUGUUUAGCUGCCUAGAGAGGAAUGUAAAAUAUUUUAAAAGAUUGCUAUAGCUUGUUUGUUCACUCCUGACAGUCAAAUUGCUACACAUCUGAGGAAUGGUGAUAUCCCUGCAACUGAAAGACAACUUCAAGAAACAGACAGAAGCAGUUUACUCUUAAGAGGUUUUUCAGAUUUUUCAUAGUCAUGUAGGAAGGAGGUCGCCAUAUGUAGCUGAUAAUUCCCUUGCAAGUCUGAUCUCGAAAGGUAUUGUGUAAAUUUUUUUUCUUUUCUGGGAUAGUAUUCCAGUUAAACAGCAUUGCUACAUAAAAGUGGUUCUGAGUUAACAUUACUUCCUUGAUCCUGACACCAAGUUGACAGAAAAGGGAAAGAUGUUGAUGAAAGUUUGGAACGUUCUUUGCUAAUUUGAUACGUAAUUAACAUGAAAGGAAUUUAAGAUUUUUCAUCAAUUUCCAAGUAAGUUAAUUUAAUAGUAAAAUGAGCAGAUUGUUAUUGCUGGUCUGUUCAUAACACUGAGUUGGCAGCUCCUCAAAGGAGAACUGCUGUUUACUUGGGAUUGAUUUCAGUCACCACUGCAAUGUUUCCUUAUUCUCUCUCUACUGACAUUGAGUUCUUAGCAAACAGGUGAAUCUGCAAAGUGUUUACCACUUCCCAGUGCUUAUUUACCUCUUCCUGGCUGCCACAGGGAAUACCUGAAGUGAUUUUUCCAUGUUUUUUAUAUAUAUAAAAGAGAUUGACUAAUUCACAUGGUUAUAUGAGGUGUCUGCUACUGAAUGCCAGUGAUUUUUUCCCCUUACUUACUUUUUCAUGCAGUUUUGAUUUCUAAUUUUCUGUGACAUCUACUUUCUCUCAGAUUGAAUUAACUGAUACUCUGAUCAUUCUAGAGUGGCCCAAACUCUAAAUGAACUCAGAGUUAGAUGUCCUCAGCACUGCAGUGGAUUUUGUGUGAAAAUCUGGCAUUACUGGAAUAAGAGCCUACUUUUAGGGUUUUUUGGUCUCAUGCUUAAGAUGAAUUUGCACUCACGCAGUCACUGUUGCAGCUAAUGUGCAUGUACCUGAACAUCAGAAGCAAUCUGGGCACAAGGACCACAGGAAUUUUUAUUAGCCGAACUGAUUGCAGUCUAGACUUUCUCUAAAAUGUUGCAGCAUUACACUGCAGUCUCAGUAAUAUUCUGAAGAACAUUAUAAAAAAUGCCUCACUUAAUUUAAAUCUAUUUUAUGUUCGUAACUAACCUUAAAUUCUUGACCUAGAUUACACAAAAUACCACAGUACAGGCUGAGUUCCCUUAAAUAGAAUCCAUUUUAGACUGGAAAACCUUGAUCUGUAUUUAUCUCAUUUCAGUUUCAGUUCUAACAAGAUUAGACCCAUGCACAAGGAGUCUCUUCAGUGCAUAUGCAUAAUCUCACCCCUGAGCUGCGCUGCACAAGAAAUGGGGCAAAGGGAAAGGAAGGUGACUUUGUGCUUUUCAUUACUUUUGAGUGGCUUUUAAAUCUCAUGAGCACUUGUCUAGUGAGAGCUUCACAGGAAAUGACUGAGAUAGAUACUAUUAUUAAGUAAAUUAAAGAGCAGGUCUGCUGUUCAUCUGCCCAAGCCCCCUCUGGGGGAAAAUCCUUUCUGAGAUCCAUCCUAAACCUACCCGACUCAGGUCCAGCCAUUUCCUGAUUAAGCAGUAAGGUGUGAGUGACUGUAAUUUCCACACUGACUCCAGUUGUCUUGGGGAUGAUUACUUCAAGCAACCCAGGAAUUCAGAAAUUGCCCUAGAAUUGUCAUUUCACUAGCAGUAAAAUCAACUUUAUGCCUGAAGACACAGUUGAGCUAUCAGACAAGCAGGUUAAACUGUGUGUAAGGGUGAAGCCACUUGUAAGAGUAAACACUUGCCUCACGUGGUGCUGUUACUCUGGUGUAAUCAGUCACUUCACUGCAGGAGCCAGGGAGCUGCAGAAUAGCCUCAGGAGCACUGACCACCAGGGAAUUGUAGUCAGAAAACCCCCACCAAGCUCAACAUUCUGCUCUUGUCUCCACUAACCAGUUGAAGUUAAACUUGCCUUUAAAAGAGCAUUGCCCAGGGAGGCAGCUGCUGUCUGGGAAAAUAAAUGGUUUAGUCCUGUAGUUGGAUCAGAGAUCUGUAGAAAUAUCAGCUGGGGGCAGGGAGAUCGAGGCCUUUUGCCUCCAAGGGAAUUAGUCUCCUUCUUUCAGACAGCUUAAUGUAGCCAUCUAAAUAUAUGUUGAAAAUUCUCUUCUUAACUGCUGCUGUCCUUCUUCUUGAAAGAGUUUUUUGGUGUGUCCCUGGUUCACCACCACUGCCCUACCCUAGGAUAUCACUCACCUGGGCACUGCUCUUGUAUUACCUAGCCGUCUUUGGAGAAGUUCUCCUGUGCUUGCCUGCUAUGUUUCUCUUGACUUUUCCCAACAUUUGCAGCAUGAACUAGAAACAAAUAGAGUAACUCUUCCCAUCUCCCACUGGGUUCUGAAAAGCAGAGGGUGAUCCGUGCAGGGCUUGCUAGGGUGGGAAGUUUUUAGGGGUUGGGAGGGGAGUAGUGCUUGGGGGUUUUUCUGCUGCUCAGGACUUGAGCAGCAGCCAAGACAUAGGAGAUGCAGUUCUUACAACUGAGUCUCAAAUAGAGGGUUCUUUCAUAUGGAAGCAUAUUUUUGUAUUACAUUUGUACAGAAUUUUUCCUAUUUUGGUCUCCCAACAUUUUUAGAUUUGCACGUUGCUCAGAUUUGAUUUCUUUUGCAAGGUGUUAUAAAAUAUAUAUAUUUUGUGUUUGUUAAUGUAUUAUAAAUGUAAAACUAAAUUUUGGUUGUCUAAUAAAUGUGCACUGUGGUGGUAUCUGGUUUAUUGUUUUGCUGACUUGAAUUCAUUGGUUCUUAUUAUGAGAAAGAAAAACUUGUCAUUGUUGGGACUUGUCUUGUUAGCAUAAAUAAAUGUGUGGAGUGCAUUUAUUUUGAAGGUAACUAAAAAUGGCUUAAGCAGGUAAUGACUAAGAAGACUUGUUAUCAAAAGUUAAGGUCCAGACUAGUUCACAGGAUUCUUUUAAGAUCAUAAUCUGAAGAUUCAUGAGCUGUUUUUUUUUUUUUUUUUUUUUUUAAUCUUGUUUUCCAUUACUUUUGGUUAUAGAUACUCAUACUAAAGUGAGUUUAAGACACAGUAAUUGCAGUCUGAUCACUUCAGUAUGUGUGAGAAGAUCUUUGGGUGUAUUUAGGGACUAAUUGUGGCAGAAGUACUCACAAUGAACAUGAAGAUAAUAUUUUAAGAUUGAGAAUAGUUUCAAUUGUACAAAUUUAUAAACUAUUGCAAUGUCUAGGAGCUUUGUUUUGCCCAGGGACAGCACUGAAUAUAUAUUGUCACAACUUCAGUAAACCCGCUGGAAGCACUACAGACUUUGGAAGCUAGCUUUAGGCAUCUCCACUUGUGAAUAGCUGUGUUGAUGUUUUUGUUGCAAACUUUUUCCUUUGUUUUUAGCUGUUUUGUAAAUUUGAUUGUUUUCAGUGCAAAGAGGAAGAAAUGUAUUUUUCUAGAAGAAUGAAUGUACCUGUGAUUUAAGCACUACAGAAAGCAUUUAAUGAAUAUGGACUUUUCCUCCUAUGAAAUAUAUUUCAGUAAUGUUGUCUGAAAUGUAGUUCAUUUGAGAAAAAAAAAAGUCCUGAACAUGCACUUACAUUUACAUGGAAAAAAACUCCAAACAUGGUGUGAAUUGAAUUCUGAAAUGUCUUUCUACAGGCAAUAAGUAUUAAUUAUUUAAUGUAAGUUAUGUUAGACAUUUGGAGUAAGUGUGAUAUCUUAUGUUAAUUUAAAGAACAAUGUAACUAAAUGUCUGGGAAGGGAGUGGAAUUGGAAAAUAUUGGUGUAUGUUUCUGAAAUCCAGACUUCUGAGUCUGUAUUUGCUGGCAUUGAUAAUUUGUCGUGGCUAUUGAAAACCUGGACAAGAACAAGGAGCAGAGCUUCCUUUGUAAAUGGAACUUGGCAAUAAAAAUGGUGUUACUAAGAGAA
Molecule: messenger RNA, 8040 nt
Organism: Hirundo rustica (Barn swallow)
Lineage: Eukaryota; Metazoa; Chordata; Aves; Passeriformes; Hirundinidae
Gene: CLEC16A
Product: C-type lectin domain containing 16A
Exons: 24
Coding region: 56-3292 (1078 amino acids)
Biological process (GO): endosome to lysosome transport; regulation of autophagosome maturation; endosomal transport
Cellular component (GO): late endosome; endolysosome membrane
Source: RefSeq, a predicted model, not a curated record